This is a messenger RNA of Pisolithus orientalis, 2141 nucleotides long. RefSeq lists its product as uncharacterized. NCBI's taxonomy places the organism in Eukaryota, Fungi, Basidiomycota, Agaricomycetes, Boletales, Pisolithaceae. The transcript has 6 exons. Bases 270 to 2141 code for a protein of 623 amino acids. Gene Ontology annotation, molecular function: protein binding. The record is from RefSeq and is a predicted model, not a curated record.
GUUUGUGAACACUAGUACGUAUGCUCCCCAGUCGCUGAGUUGUACUUGUUGGGUAAAAUAGGAAUAUAUUUUAUAAUUCACUUCCUCUGCAUUCAAGGUGCGUGUGGUACGAUUUUGGGGUGGUCGUAGAAAGCCUCUUCGAGUGGAACAAAUGCGACGUCAUGCGCGGUAGAUCUGAGUGCAACCUGGGAGACACAGCGCCAUCCCAUUCAUUUCAUAUGUGGCACGAGGCAGUUAUGGACGGCAACUGACGUUAUAUCAGCAGCACUAUGAGCAUGCUCGUGCCCUUCGUUGAAGAAAGCCAUCGGUUGUUCCGCAGACGUGAUUUUCGCCAACAAGGGUCCCCACCAGCAACGAAGUUAGCGAGUGACCAAGAUCAGCUAUGGGUUGGCAUUGGAAGUAGCUUGAGGUUCACCAACGAGACCAGUUUCGGGAAGGGCCUCGCAUCGCGAGAUCAGGCGGACAUAAAUACUUGGGGAGCAUCAGACACACGGGAACGUGUGCGGGCAGCGUCUAGGGGAGAGGCAAAGCCUAUACUUUUCGCACGGCGCAGCCUCGUGCCCUCUCUCUCCCACAAACGUCCACUAACCGUUGCUGUACUAUUGUGUGACUCACUCAAGCAGCAAAUCCCGAUUUUCUCUCGCUUUUCCAACCACGUUGCACUUUUCGCAUCUAUUGUUUGUACUUCUUACCGACACCCGAGGUUGCCAGCUCGAGACUUCGUGUCUUUACUGUGGGUUCUUUUGCGCUGCUUGGGUAUGACUUUACUGUCCCUGUCUUGUUGGGAAAUUGGCCGGGCUGUAGCCCUCGUCCGCCUGGCGUGCGAACUCCACCAGAGAUACAGAAAAGAGUGUAAAAUCAAUGACUUGAACGAGGCAAUCGAUUUCCACCGAGCUGCUAUGGAACUUCGACCAGUCGAAAACGAGAAAGGCGAUCGGUCCACGUCACUCAACAACCUCGCUGUCUGUCUGUCGGAUAGAUAUGACGAGCAGAGGGCAGUCGACGACUUGGAUGAAGCCAUCUCGCUCUCACGUGCAGAACUAGAGCUCCGUCCACCAGGGCAUCCCAAUCGUGAUGCCACUCUCUACAAUCUCGCCGCCUACCUCAACACCAGCUUCGGCAAACAGGCUGCCAUCGGCGACUUGGAGGAAGCCAUCUCAGUCUUACGUGCAGCACUAGAGCUCUGUCCACCAGGGCAUCCUGAUUGUGAUGCCACUCUCCAUGAUCUUGCCUUCUACCUCAACAAGAGGUUCAAAAGACAGGCUGCAAUCUGUGAUGUGGAUGAAGCCAUCUUGCUCUCACAUGCAGAACUAGAGCUCCAUCCACCAGGGCAUCCUGAUUGUGAUGCCACUCUCCACAAUCUUGCCUUCUACCUCAACAAGAGAUUUGAAAAACAGGCUGCAAUCUGUGACAUGGAUGAAGCCAUCUUGCUCUCAUGUGCAGCACUGGAGCUCUGUCCACCAGGGCAUCCCAACUGUGAUGCCACUCUCCACCAGCUCACCUUCUACCUUGACAACAGGUUUGAAAAACAGGCUGCAAUCUGUGACUUGGAGGAAGCCAUCUUGCUCUCAUGUGCAGCACUAGAGCUCCAUCCACCAGGGCAUCCUCAUCAUGAUUUCACUCUCUACAAUCUUGCUUUUUACCUCAACAAGAAGUUUGAAAAACAAGCUGCAAUCUGUGACUUGGAUGAAGCCAUCUCACUCUCAUGUGCAGUGCUAGAGCUCUGUCUGCCAGGGCAUCCUGAUCGUGAUGCCACUCUCCAUGGCCUUGCUGGCUACCUCAAGUGCAGGUUUGACAAACAGGCUGCCAUUGGCAACUUGGAGGAAGCCAUCUUGCUCAGAUGUGCAGCACUAGAGCUCAGUCUGCUAGGGCAUCCAGAUCAUGGUGAAUAUCUUUACAACCUUGCUUGUGACCUCUGGACAAAGUUUCAGAAACAAUUUGACAUGCCUGGGUUGUACAGUGUGAAUUCUCUUCAUGAAGCUGUGUUGGCGGUCCAUCCAACAAGCAUGGCUGAUCUUGCAUCCUCACUUCUCAAGUUCUCACUCCACCUCUGGGACAGGCUCCUGAAGGAGGCUGUGAUGAUGGACUUUGACAAUGCCAUUUGCUGUGCAACAUAUGCUCUGGAACUUUGGUUACCAUGA